Molecule: messenger RNA, 2679 nt
Organism: Arabidopsis thaliana (thale cress)
Lineage: Eukaryota; Viridiplantae; Streptophyta; Magnoliopsida; Brassicales; Brassicaceae
Exons: 2
Coding region: 226-2430 (734 amino acids)
Source: RefSeq, marked reviewed
UGUUAAGCUCUCUCUUAAUUUAAAAAACUAAUUUUUCUCUGCAAUUUGCUUUGAUUCCAAUUGAAGGGACGCACGAUUUUAAUGGCAGUUUAACGGGAACACUUCUCUCUCUCUCUCUAGAUCCCAAAACUCAAAAUCGUUCCUUUUUGCAAAAAUUGUUCAUCUUUCUGUUUUCCCAGAAAUAAAAAAGCUCUCUUGAUUUGCCUUUCCUGGUAUUGAGGAAAUAUGUUUAGAUCAUCACCGAGAAGAGGACAGAGAUCAAAGGGUUUCAAGGUGAAGCAUUGUAUUCAAUUGACUUUGUUGCUUAGUGUUGGGAUAUGGUUGCUUUAUCAAGUUAAGCAUUCUCAUGAGAAGAAAGCUCAGUUUGAGGAAAGUGCAAAGAUUGUUGUUGGUGGUGUUGAUAAAGUUGUCAAGCUUGGUAGGAAAGAUCUUAUCCCUCGUGUUGUUGAGGUAGAUGAAGCUGAGGAUGAAGGAAGUAAGAAUGUUGUUGAGAGUUUUAAUUCGGGUAAUGGUGAUGAUAAGGAGAAUGAGAUUGUUGAAGGAGGUGAAGAGAAUAAGGAGAAGGAAAGUGAAGGGAUUGUGUCUAAUGAGGAUUCGAAUAGUGAGAUUGAGGAGAAGAAAGACAGUGGCGGUGUAGAGGAGAGUGAGGUUGAAGAGAAGAGGGAUAAUGGCGGUGGUACGGAAGAGAAUGAGAAGAGUGGGACAGAGGAAAGUGAGGUUGAGGAGAGGAAAGACAAUGGCGGUACUGAAGAGAAUGAGAAGAGUGGGACAGAGGAAAGUGAGGUUGAGGAGAGGAAAGACAAUGGUGGUACUGAAGAGAAUGAGAAGAGUGGUACCGAAGAGAGUGAGGUUGAGGAGAGGAAAGAAAAUGGCGGUACCGAAGAGAACGAGAAGAGUGGUAGUGAAGAGAGUGAGGUUGAAGAGAAGAAAGACAAUGGCGGUACUGAAGAGAGUAGGGAGAAGAGUGGUACCGAAGAGAGUGAGGUUGAAGAGAAGAAAGACAAUGGUAGUAGCGAAGAGAGUGAGGUUGAAGAGAAGAAAGAAAACAGAGGUAUAGACGAGAGCGAGGAGAGUAAAGAGAAAGAUAUAGAUGAGAAAGCGAAUAUUGAAGAGGCAAGAGAGAAUAAUUACAAGGGAGAUGAUGCUUCUAGUGAGGUAGUUCAUGAGUCUGAGGAGAAGACUAGUGAGUCGGAGAACAGUGAGAAAGUGGAAGACAAGUCGGGUAUAAAGACUGAAGAAGUGGAAGAUUCUGUUAUCAAGAGUGUUUUGCCUAACACAACAGAUAAUGGGGAAAGCAGUAGUGAUGAGAAGAGUACUGGUUCGUCUUCAGGUCAUGAAUCGGAUUCCUUGGAGGGAAUAAAAUCUGAGGGUGAAUCUAUGGAGAAGAAUGAGUUGUUGGAGAAGGAGUUCAAUGAUUCUAACGGUGAGUCCUCUGUGACCGGUAAAUCCACGGGUUCUGGAGACGGAGGUUCUCAAGAAACUUCUGAAGUGUCAUCUCAAGAGGAGAGUAAAGGCAAGGAAAGUGAGACAAAGGAUAAGGAAGAAUCUUCGUCUCAAGAGGAAAGUAAAGACAGAGAAACUGAGACAAAGGAGAAAGAAGAGUCUUCAUCGCAAGAGGAAACUAUGGACAAAGAAACCGAAGCAAAGGAGAAAGUAGAGUCUUCUUCUCAAGAGAAAAACGAAGACAAGGAAACUGAGAAAAUAGAGUCUUCGUUCCUAGAGGAAACUAAAGAAAAAGAAGACGAGACAAAGGAGAAAGAAGAGUCUUCUUCCCAAGAGAAAACCGAAGAAAAGGAAACCGAGACAAAGGAUAACGAAGAGUCUUCGUCUCAAGAGGAAACUAAAGACAAAGAGAAUGAGAAGAUUGAGAAAGAAGAGGCUUCAUCGCAAGAAGAAUCUAAAGAAAAUGAAACUGAGACAAAGGAGAAAGAAGAGUCUUCUUCUCAAGAGGAAACUAAAGAGAAAGAAAACGAGAAGAUUGAGAAAGAAGAGUCUGCACCGCAAGAGGAAACUAAAGAGAAAGAAAACGAGAAGAUUGAAAAAGAAGAGUCUGCAUCGCAAGAGGAAACUAAAGAGAAAGAAACCGAGACAAAAGAGAAAGAAGAGUCAUCGUCCAACGAAUCACAGGAAAAUGUAAACACCGAGAGUGAGAAGAAAGAACAGGUUGAGGAAAACGAGAAGAAGACUGACGAAGACACAAGUGAAUCUAGCAAAGAAAAUAGCGUUUCAGAUACUGAACAAAAGCAAUCAGAGGAAACAUCAGAGAAGGAGGAAAGCAACAAGAAUGGUGAAACAGAGGUAACUCAAGAACAAUCUGAUUCUUCUUCGGAUACUAAUCUUCCUCAAGAAGUCAAAGAUGUUCGCACCGAUCUUGAAACUUUACCGGAUUCUGGAAAUGGAGGGAGCAAUGAGAGUGUUGCGGCUGAGUAAAUCUUACAAUGGUUGCUCAAAUUCUCUCAUUCGAUGUUGUUUAGUAGAGAGUUUUACGAAUUCAAUUUGUGUCAUUGUAAUUUGUUGUAAUCUUUUUUUUUGAACAUAUUAAGGGUUGUUGUCAUUCCCAGAGCAUAAGUUAUAGCUUUUCUUUUGUACCGAACACAUGAUUUUUUGUCUUUAAACAAAUUCUUGAAACUUCAUUAUCUCAUGAAAAUAAAGAUUUUUGUUAAACAACUUCUGCUUUAA